UUGCCUAAACCCGCACUACACUUUCAAAACCCUAGUUUAUCCAAAACUGCUGUCGACUUCGCCGCUGCCGCCACAGAAAUGCCGCCAAAGUUCGAUCCUUCCCAGGUCGUGGACGUCUAUGUCCGAGUGACGGGUGGUGAAGUGGGUGCAGCGAGUUCGCUGGCACCGAAGAUCGGUCCGCUGGGUCUCUCCCCGAAGAAGAUCGGUGAAGACAUCGCCAAGGAGACCGCAAAAGAUUGGAAGGGUUUGCGGGUCACCGUGAAGCUAACCGUUCAGAACCGGCAAGCCAAGGUGGCGGUGGUGCCGUCCGCCGCUGCGCUGGUUAUAAAGGCCCUGAAGGAGCCCGAAAGGGACCGUAAGAAAACAAAGAACAUCAAGCACAACGGUAACAUCUCACUCGACGACGUCAUUGAGAUUGCCAAAAUUAUGCGGCCCAGGUCCAUGGCCAAGGAUUUGAGCGGAACCGUUAAGGAGAUUCUUGGAACUUGUGUUUCUGUUGGAUGUACUGUGGACGGCAAGGACCCUAAGGAUCUGCAGCAAGAGAUAACUGAUGGAGACGUUGAAGUCCCUCUCGAAUGAUCCAAUUCCAGGGUAAAAGACGAAAAAAAUGCAAUGCUGGUGAAGGAAAGGAUGUAACAUUUUAGUACCGAAAGCUUUAUUUGUGGUGUUGAGGUUCUUUUUUAGUUGAUGGUGUUGCAUUAUGGUGGAGAAAUCCCCAGCUUUGCCAGUUCAUUCUUUCAUUCCAGUUCCAAAACGGAACGUGCGGUACUUGGAAAUUUGGCCUUGCAUCAGGGUUUACGAAUUUUUUUUUCCCUAGUAAACUACCAAAAACAGUUUUUGAUCAUACAUUGUUGAUGGUUCGAAUGUGU
Neltuma alba is the source of this 869-nucleotide messenger RNA. Its product is annotated as 60S ribosomal protein L12. The record is from RefSeq and is a predicted model, not a curated record. Gene Ontology annotation, molecular function: large ribosomal subunit rRNA binding; structural constituent of ribosome. Bases 79 to 579 code for a protein of 166 amino acids. NCBI's taxonomy places the organism in Eukaryota, Viridiplantae, Streptophyta, Magnoliopsida, Fabales, Fabaceae. Gene Ontology annotation, cellular component: cytosolic large ribosomal subunit; ribosome. Gene Ontology annotation, biological process: translation. The transcript is spliced from 2 exons.